AUGGCAAUUACUUCUGACCUUGAAACUUCCCGUGUGGAAGAAUUGGACCAUCUUCUCACGGUCUUGAAACCUAAGCUUUUAUCAUACAUAGAGAAGGCUGACCGAGACUCAAAGAACUACGAAGUCAACUCAUUGGGCCACUACUACGAACCUCAAUUCCUCAAGAAACAAUUCUUCCACCCCCCACAGGCUACAUCUAUAGUUGGCAACGAUCCUCAAGAUGACGACAAGUUAUUUGAAGUCAUAGACAAGGUGCUAGAAUAUUCAGUCAAUACCUGGAAUCCGGGGUUCUUGGAUAAACUCUAUGCCUCCAACAAUCCCAUUGGUGUUGUUUCUGAUAUCAUUCUUUCAAUGCUCAACACCAAUUCGCAUGUAUAUACGGUUUCUCCGGUGUUGUCCAUUAUUGAAAACCAUAUUGGAAGAAAGUAUGCAUCUCUCUUUUUUACCAAUCAUCGCAAGACCUGCGGAGGCUUGACCUUUUCAGGAGGCUCAUGGUCCAACAUCACCAGUUUGCAAAUGGCACGUAGUUUACGUUUCCCAGACACCAAGGAAAACGGCAAUGGCAGCUACAAAUUUGCCGUUUAUUCGUCAAAGCAUUGUCACUACUCAGUGGAAAAGGCUGCUAUCUUGUUAGGCUUGGGCUCAUCCAACGUCUUCAAGGUAAACAUUCUUGCUGAUGGCUCUAUGGAUGCUAAUGAUUUGGAAAAGAAAAUUGACCAGUCAAUCAAAGACGGAUACACUCCACUCUACAUCAAUGCCACAGCUGGUACGACUGUGUUUGGCUCCUACGAUCCGUUUGAAAAAAUCGCCGAUAUUGCUCAGAAAUACAAAAUCCACUUCCAUGUAGACGGAUCUUGGGGUGGUAACGUGAUCUUCUCUGCCACACACAAGAAGAAGUUGGCAGGUGUUGAAAGAGCUGACUCGAUCACCGUUAAUCCCCACAAGAUGUUGGGGGUUCCCAACACAUGUUCGUUUUUGCUUGUACCUCAUGUGAGCCACUUCCAAGAAUCGAUGUCACUUAAGGCACCCUACCUUUUCCAUGGGCGCGAAGAAGAAGAGGACGAAAACUACGAUCUAGCUGACGGUACUAUGGGCUGCGGCAGAAGAGCUGAUUCGUUCAAGUUCUACAUGGCAUGGCUCUAUUUUGGGUUUGAGGGAUUUGCAUCCAGAGUAGACCAUGCUUUUGCAAUUGCUCGUGAUUUUGUUGAAAAAAUCUCCAGAGAUAAGAGAUUCGAAUUGGUUAUCGGCGACACAGAGAACUUGCCCCAGUGUCUACAAGUUUGUUUCUACUACCGUCCUAGUCUGUACACCCACGAGGACAAUACCGAUAUUACCAGAUACAUUUCGCGAGAAUUACACAAACAAGGCAAAUAUUUGGUUGAUUUCUCGCCCAAUCCCACCAGCAGCGAUAACAAGGGUGAAUUUUUCCGGGUUGUGUUCAAUUCUCCUAUUUUGAGCGACGAGGUUGUAGACGACCUUAUCACGAGCAUCGUUGAAUCUGGUGAAACAUACAAACACAUUUAG
Scheffersomyces stipitis CBS 6054 is the source of this 1524-nucleotide messenger RNA. RefSeq lists its product as uncharacterized. The transcript is spliced from 2 exons. Lineage: Eukaryota; Fungi; Ascomycota; Pichiomycetes; Serinales; Debaryomycetaceae. Bases 1 to 1524 code for a protein of 507 amino acids. The record is from RefSeq and is a predicted model, not a curated record. Gene Ontology annotation, cellular component: cytoplasm. Gene Ontology annotation, molecular function: pyridoxal phosphate binding; carboxy-lyase activity. Gene Ontology annotation, biological process: carboxylic acid metabolic process.